This is a messenger RNA of Hemibagrus wyckioides, 2217 nucleotides long. RefSeq names its product acyl-CoA synthetase medium chain family member 3 (gene acsm3). The record is from RefSeq and is a predicted model, not a curated record. NCBI's taxonomy places the organism in Eukaryota, Metazoa, Chordata, Actinopteri, Siluriformes, Bagridae. Bases 215 to 1990 code for a protein of 591 amino acids. Gene Ontology annotation, cellular component: mitochondrial matrix. The transcript has 13 exons. Gene Ontology annotation, biological process: fatty acid biosynthetic process; acyl-CoA metabolic process. Gene Ontology annotation, molecular function: fatty acid ligase activity; fatty-acyl-CoA synthase activity.
UCUCAGACCAACAGGUAAAGACUCAUUAUCGCGAGAAACUUUAUUAGAAGGAAGUGAGAUCUCGUUAAAACGUUUUCUUAAAGAUCCGUACAGUUUUACGUACUUGUAGAUUGAGUGAGGAAACAGAGUGAACCACGCCCACCUCCUCCUCCUGCUGUUCUCUGUCAGAGCUGUGUUUUAUUACAGCGGUGUCCGCGUGUGAAGGUUAUAAAUAAUGUAUUUGCUUGCUGCUCGGUACCGAGGGUCUUUAACGCAUGCGUCUAAGCGGAGCUGCUUGGAGAUAAACACACAGAGCGGAACACAAUGGCUGCAGGCUCAGAGAUCCAAAACAACAAGCCCCAAAAACUUCACCGACUACCACAGUCUGCUCCAUGAACCCAAACCGCACAUUCCUCCACUCUUCAACUUCGCUAAACAUGUGCUUGAAGUUUGGGAAACUAAAGAAAAGGCAGGUGGGAAGUCGUCUUGGCCUGCUCUGUGGUGGGUUAAUGAUCGGAAUGAAGAGAUCAGGUGGAGUUUUGAGGAGCUGGGCUUCUACUCUAAAAAACUAGCUAAUGUUUUGAUUGAUGAAUGCCGUUUGGUAAGAGGAGAUCGAGUCCUUCUCAUCCUGCCAAGAGUCCCAGAGUGGUGGCUGGUCAAUAUUGCCUGCAUCAGAACAGGUAUAGUUCUGAUCCCUGGAACAUCCCAGCUUACAGCCAGAGACAUCCUGCAUCGUCUGCAGGUUUCCCAAGCAAAGUGUCUGAUCACAGAUGAGAGCAUGGCGCCACUAAUGGACGCUGUGACUCCACAGUGUCCCACAUUGACCUCUAAGCUUCUGCUUUCCAACAAGGAGAGGCCAGGCUGGGGCAACCUUACAGCAGUCAUGAGGAGUGCUUCUGCUGAACAUGUGUGUGUGAACACACGUAGUGAUGAAACUAUGACCAUCUUCUUCACCAGUGGAACCACUGGGGCUCCAAAAAUGACAGUUCACAGCCACUGUAGCUAUGGCCUAGGACUCACCGUCAAUGGAAGGUACUGGUUAGAUCUUACUCAUGAUGAUGUGUUUUGGAACACCUCAGAUACAGGCUGGGCUAAAUCUGCAUGGAGCAGUGUAUUUGCUCCAUGGAUCCAGGGAGCAUGUGUGUUCAUACACCAUAUGCCACGCUUUGACACUAACACUGUCCUCAAGACUCUCUGCAAAUAUCCCAUCAGCACUUUCUGUACUGCACCAACAGCUUAUCGGAUGUUAGUACAGGAGGAUCCAUCCAGGUUCCAGUUUCAUUCUUUGGAGCACUGCCUGUGUGCAGGAGAGCCCAUUAACCCUGAGGUGAUGAGUAAAUGGAGAGAGCUCACAGGCCUUGAUAUCUACGAGGGAUAUGGGCAGACUGAGACUGUAUUGAUUGCUGGAACAUUCAAAGGUAUGGAAAUUAGACCUGGUUCCUUUGGCAAAGCAUCACCAGCUUAUGAUGUGCAGGUUAUAAAUGAAGAAGGAAAUAUUGUUGCUCGAGGAACAGAAGGAAAUCUGGCAAUCAGAGUGAAACCAGAUAGACCAUUCUCUCUCUUCACUGAGUACUUGGGAGAGCCGGAGAAAACAGCAGAGUGUUUCUGUGGAGAUUUCUACCUCACAGGUGAUAGAGGGAUAAUGGACGAGGAUGGAUAUCUGUGGUUUGUUGGCAGAGGUGAUGAUGUCAUACUGUCUGCAGGAUAUCGUAUUGGCCCAUUUGAGGUAGAGAAUGCUUUAAUAGAACAUGAGGCUGUGGCUGAGUCAGCUGUGGUCAGCAGUCCUGACCCAGUCAGAGGAGAGGUAGUGAAGGCAUUUGUUGUGCUAACUUCAGAAUAUAAACACAGAGACCAAAAUGAACUAAUCAGGGAACUGCAGACACAUGUGAAAAAGGUCACAGCUCCAUAUAAAUACCCCCGCAAGAUUGAGAUUGUGAACCAGCUUCCCAAGACAGUGAGUGGUAAAAUCCGGAGAGUGGAACUGAGGAAGAAGGAAUGGAGUCUGCCCUAACUAUCAUAGCUUACAAGAUUCAAGAUUCAAGAAGCUUUUAUUGUCAUUUCAACCACAUAUAGCUGGCGCAGUACAUAGUGAAAUGAAACAACGUUUCUCCAGGACCUGGUGCUACAUAAACAUACAACAAGUUCAAUACUAAACAACAAACAACACCACAGAGCUAGGACAGAAGUUUGUCUUAGCCACGUAAAGUGCACAGUGUGCAGCUAGGUGCAAACAGAGCA